AUGACGCCAGGUGCGCCAUCGGAUGGCAAGGACCUGCUGACCGGGUCUUCCAAGACCAACAUGAACCUGGCAGUGCUGCGUCGGAACACAGAAGACGUGAGCAUGUCUCUGGACAAGUUGCUGCAGACGCUGCAGUUUCAGCCCAACACCGUCCAGUGGGGGGCCAUGCUGGACGAGUUCUCCGUGGCCAACAUGAAGCUAGCGAAGGUCAGGGAGCAGCUGCGGCCGAUGCUGAAGCACUACGCUGUCCACCCCACGACGCUCACGCAGCAGAACGCUGAAGUGGUGCCGCUCCUCCUGGCCACCAAGCUCCUUCCCGAAAUGGAGGAAGAGGAGGCGAGGAUUCUGGGCGAGCACGGCGGCGCGGCCGCGAGCUCCACUGUGGAAGGCGGCCAGUUUUUGCAGCUUCAGGAGAAGAUGGACAACCUGAACGGCAUCGUGUUGUUCCUGACAAGGGCGCAGGAGGAAGCCAACUCGGGGCUGCUGGACCCCAGGGGGACCGUCAGGUCGAAGAUGAAGGACGAGUCCCUGAAGCUUGGCAAGGCGAUCGACAAGGUGAGGGAGAGGCUGCAGGCGGCGAGGGGAGGGGUCAUCCUCGGGCAGCGGCACGCCAGGGGGAGGGGCGCCGCCAGGGGGGGCUCCAGGAGCGGCAGGAGCAAGAGCCAGUCUGACGUCAUGCUGGCUGCCAUGCUAACGGGAGAGGGCUUGAGGGAAGAGCAGAGGAGGAGAUGGGAGGGAAGGGGGGAGGAGGAGGAGGAUAUUAGGGGGGCCCGCUGA
This is a messenger RNA of Ostreobium quekettii, 777 nucleotides long. NCBI's taxonomy places the organism in Eukaryota, Viridiplantae, Chlorophyta, Ulvophyceae, Bryopsidales, Ostreobiaceae. The record is from the annotation of a GenBank genome assembly.